AUAGUGUGACAGGGCCUUUGGCUUUAGGUCUCUCAGUCUUUGCACAUAUCCAUAAACACAAGGAUUAUGGUUUCCACUUGGUUGUAAGUUACUAAGAAGAUAAUGUAGUCAAUCUAUAAUUGUUGCCUGUAGAAUGAGAGAGACAAAACUACUGAAAAUGAUGUGUUUGUUUUUUUCUCUUUAGGAUGAGCGCUGUGCGGCAGAUCCAAAGUUGCUUAAGAUUUACGCAUCAUUCAGCUCAGUUAACCUGCAGAAGAAGGGUUUGUACUUCACAGCACAUAAUGACAUCAAAGCACACGCAUGCCAAAAGAAUUGAAGGACUGGACAAGAAUGUGUGGGUGGCGUUUACAUCAGUGGCAGCCGACCCAUCUAUUGUCAACCUCAGUUAUGGUUAUCCAGACAUCCCUCCACCUUCUUACGUCAAGGAGGCUCUAGUGAAGUCUGUGUCAGUGGACCACAUGAACCAGUACACCCGAGGCUUCGGUCAUCCGUCUCUGGUGAAGGCCCUUUCUCAGGUAUAUGGGAAGGUCUACCAACGUCAGAUUGACCCCUUCAAAGAGAUUCUGGUCACAGUGGGAGGUUAUGGUUCCCUAUUCAGCAUCAUGCAGGGCCUGGUGGAAGAAGGAGAUGAGGUCAUCAUAAUUGAACCUUUUUUUGACUGCUAUGUACACAUGGUGCGGAUGGCCGGGGCCACGCCGGUUCUGAUUCCAUUACGGCCUAAGCCUGGAAAGAAGACAGUCACAAGUGCUGRCUGGUAUCUUGACCCAGRAGAACUUUCUGGAAAAUUCAACUCCAAGACUAAGGCCAUCAUCAUCAACACUCCCAACAAUCCCAUUGGGAAGGUUUUCACCAGAGACGAGCUGCAGAUGAUYGCAGACCUGUGCAUCAAACACGACACGCUGUGCUUCAGUGACGAGGUUUAUGAGUGGCUCRUCUACAAGGGACACCAGCACGUCAAAAUAG
Messenger RNA from Austrofundulus limnaeus, 963 nucleotides. RefSeq names its product kynurenine--oxoglutarate transaminase 3. Gene Ontology annotation, cellular component: mitochondrion; cytoplasm. Gene Ontology annotation, molecular function: L-kynurenine:2-oxoglutarate transaminase activity; pyridoxal phosphate binding. Gene Ontology annotation, biological process: biosynthetic process. The record is from RefSeq and is a predicted model, not a curated record. Lineage: Eukaryota; Metazoa; Chordata; Actinopteri; Cyprinodontiformes; Rivulidae.